AUGUCGAAAACAUUUGAAGGAAAAGUCGCAAUUGUCACCGGAUCGUCGAAUGGAAUCGGCCGCGCUUGCGCUGUUCUUUUCGCCAAUAAAGGAGCAAAAGUCACAAUAACGGGCAGAAAUGCCGAUCGAUUGAAAGAAACAGCGGACUUGAUCACAACUGCUGGGGUUCCUGAGAGUCACAUCAACAUUGUUCAAGGCGACGUUACGAAUUCUGCAACACUUGACGAAAUUGUCAAAACCACCGUCGACAAAUUUGGAAAAAUCGAUAUUCUUGUCAACAAUGCAGGUUGUGCUCUUUCGGAUGAGAAUGGCAAAAUGAAUUUGGAAGCAUCUGUUGAUACUUGCCGCAGGACUAUGGACCUCAAUCUCCACAGUGUAAUCGAAUUGACGCAAAAGUGUCGUCCACAUUUGAUUGCCUCAAAAGGAGAAGUUGUGAAUAUUUCAAGCAUUGCGGCUGGACCGCACGCUUUCAAAGACCAGGCCUACUAUGCCAUGUCGAAAUCAGCUCUUGACCAAUUCACAAGAUGCGCUGCCGUCGAAUUGAUUGCUCACGGAGUUCGAGUCAAUUCGGUCAAUCCUGGGGCCGUUUUUACUGGUAUCGGAGAGGCCAUGGGAUUGCCAAAAGAAUUGGCAGCAAAAAUGUUCGAAUACUACAACGGAAAGACGGAUUAUAUUCCGACCGGUGCUGCUGGAAUGCCAAAUGAUAUUGCAACGAUUGUUGCCUUCCUAGCAGAUCGCAGUUCGUCUGGAUACAUGAUUGGUCAAACACUAACAGCCGAUGGCGGCUCUAGCCUUAUUCUUACGAUGAAUACUGGCAGAAAAUUGCGAUGCGCCCAAUUUCCGGCGGCCACUGUCCGUAUUCGGUUGUGGAAGGAAAAUGAAAAUAACCCAUUGAACGAUACAUAUGUUGAUAAAGACGGUUAUUUUAUUGUGAGUUCAAUCGUCGAUCAACCAAAAUUUCAUCCAAUUGUUGGUAUUUUCCAUGAUUGUGAUGACGGAUUCAAGGCUGGUCAAAGGAAGUUGAAAUUCCAAGUUCCGCAACAUUAUAUUACAACUGCCGAUGAUGAUCAGAAAAUAUUCGAUCUCGGAGAAUUCAAUCUGGAAACAAUUCUAAAGUAUAACGAGGAACGACUUCAAUAUGUGGAUAAGAGGAAAAAGCGAUCGCGAUUUAAUAUUACUAACUUCGAAGAACCCGAUGAUCGAAACGAUCCUUGAAUGCAAUUCCGAAUGCUUAUCCAUUUAUCCAUCUUUUGCUCAUUUGUUUGCACUUUCCGAUUGCAAGGUGUUGCCGUCAGAGGAAAACUGACUUGUGAGAAGAAAGCGUAUCGAAAUGCGAAGGUCAAAAUCUACGAUAUCGAUACAAAUCCCGGAGAUGCCGAUGAUCUUCUAGAUGAGAAAUACACGGAUAGGGAUGGAGAAUUCAUGUUAGAUGGAACAACACGAGAAUUGACAAGCAUUGAUCCAGUUCUGUAUAUUUAUCACGAUUGUCUUGACGGAAUCAAGCCAUGCCAGAAGAAAAUCACGAUCACUGUUCCAAAAUCAUUCAUUCAUCACGGAAAAGCCACAAAAUGGUUCGAUGUUGGAAAUAUUCAAUUGGAUGUCUUCAAAAGCGAUGAGAGAAGUUGUAAUCAUUAA
Messenger RNA from Caenorhabditis bovis, 1635 nucleotides. NCBI's taxonomy places the organism in Eukaryota, Metazoa, Nematoda, Chromadorea, Rhabditida, Rhabditidae. The record is from the annotation of a GenBank genome assembly.